CAGUGUUCAUCGUAUUUUUUUGGGAAUUCGUUUUUUUGUUUUCAAAUAAAAGUUGGACUCGCUUAAAAGUAUGUAAAUUCUGUUAUUUGUUAAUUUCGGGGACAGCCUGAGAUAAACGUACCGAAUUCCAGGAGAGGAAAAGGAAAACUUAAAAAUACAAUGACAAUGGAGGACCCUACUUUUACUUUAUGCCAAUUCAACUGACUUCAGUGGUCAGCGUGCCUCUUAAGUUUUACUUCUAGAGGCCCAGAGAGUUGCAAAAUGUCAAGUUCUGCGAAUGAAGAUCGGGAGCAGAGGAAAACUGAGAACAUGGAAAAAUCAGAUUUAAUGACAAUCGAAUUUCUACGAGCAAGAUUGUUAACUGAAAGAUCUGUCUCAAAGACGGCAAGGGAAAGAGCUAGCGAGCUGGCCAAUAGGGUGGCAGAACUUGAAGAGCAGCUAAAGUUUGUAUCUCUCCAGAGAGAAAAGGCUGAAAAGGCAACAUCAGAUAUUCUUGUAAUUCUGAAAAACCAUGAAAUAGGUGAUGUAUCCGAGGAAUUUGAUUCAUCUUCGGAGCAUGAGGAAAAGUCCCAGGACUUUGAGGCUCAUAAUGGUUCUUUGACAAUGGAAGAAACUUCAACCAACUUGAAAUCAAGAAAUAAUGAAAAGGAGGCAUAUUCCAGUUCUGAAAUUGAAUCUUCUCCAUCCACUGGUAGAAGCUUGUCCUGGAAAAGUACUAGAGAUUCUCAGCAAUCCCUUGAGAAGAAGAAAUACAUGGAUCCCGUCAGGAGAAGAGCUAGUUUUUCAUCUAAUAGCUCAUCAUCAAGAAGGGUCGGUAAAUCAUGUCGCAGGAUAAGGCGCAGAGACACUAGAUCAAUAGAAGAGUUACAGAAUGACGGCAUUGAGAAGACCACAUACUCCAAAGGCUCUUCAAACUGCUCUGAUGGCGAAGCCGUUGCAUCACCAGAAAGUUCUGGAUAUCCUAAUGGGAAAAACCCUCUGGAAAACCCAGUUUCAGGGCGAAGUAAUGGAACCCAACAAGUUAAUGGCCACUAUUUUAGUGUACCAGAAAAUGGCAAAGACAAAGACAUGGAAAGUGCACUGUUGCAUCAGGCACAGCUCAUCUGUCGAUAUGAAGAAGAGGAGAAGGCCCAAAGAGAAUGGGAAGAGAAGUUCAGAGAGAAUAACAGUGGCACACAGGAUUCAGGUGACCCCGGUAACUACUCGGAUGUGACUGAAGAACGAUACGAGACAAAGUCACCCGAGCCGUCGCAUGCUGCCAGGACAUUGGCUUCAGACAAUCAACAAGUGAAGCAACAGCCAGCUGACGCUUCUGUCAGUGAACCCCCCCAGACUUCCAAAGUUUCACCACCUGCACCAGACGACGACAAGGGAAGCUUGCAGGAUGAGAAAUACAGCACCAGCAUAGCUGCCCCCGAAUCUUCAGCAUCGGAGUUUUCAUUUCCCAAGUCACAGAGAAGUCUUGAAGACUUCUCAGGAAGAGCAGAUGAGACAUCCAGACACAGAUCCCAAAAAUAUCUCCCCUCGGACCACGCACCAGGAAAGGCAUCUCAGUCUUAUGCAGGAAAAUCCUUUGAGCUUGCAGUCGUGCCUCAAGAAACUUCUACUAGCUUAGGAUCUGUCCUGGAAGCACUUCAGCGUGCCAAACUAUCACUGAGCGAGAAGCUUAGUAGCUCGCCUCAGUUAGCAGAAGUAAAGUCUGGCAAUGCCAUUCAACCUCCCAACGCCUACACAAACACAGUGGACGACUUCCAGAUUCCCUUCGGAACCCCUGGUCUUUUCAGAUUGCCAACGGAUUAUCAAUAUGAAGCAACUGCUAGAGUCAAUCCUGGCAUCGGUGCGCGACAAAGUUUUUCCAACUUUCCCCAUGAGUUUGCUGCUGAUAGGUUCCUCACCGAACCAUAUGUAGAGCCAAGAAGUGCCGCAUCAGGUGACCUAUUCCGCAGUGCUCCCAGCAGAAGCUUAACUCCAGAAAUGAGGUCUGCUGCAGCUCCUCCGCGGAGGUUUCUCAGCCAGCCUCAGCUAGGGGAAGGCGCCCCCGGCCCUUCUCCCUCAACGAACCAUCUUGAUCCUCUUGUUCCACCACCUCAAGAAUUGUAUCCAUUUUUCCCAUACAUCUCGAUUCCCAAUAUUCCUUUGAACGAGGAAGAGAUUUCAAGAACCUCGCUGAGCUCCGAAAAAGGGCUACCGCCAUUCAUGCGCUUGUCUUCCUAUGAUGGACAAGCCGGACCAAGCAUGUACAGGUAGCCUGUGAUCAAGAAUUGCUUCUUUUGGCGGGUAUGGGUUAUUACAUAACUAUUUUUGCUUCUCUUUAACUUAAUUAUAUCUAGAUAAGUUAAGAAACUGUUUCUGGGAGUGAACAUCUUGUGUUUAUUGUAGUAAAUAGGAUUGUACCACGAUCAGCCUGUUUAGUUCUGUUACUGUAGAGAGCAGGAUUGAUACAUAUGUUGUAUAUGCUCAUUUUGAGCAAUGAAGAGUUUCUUCUGUUGUAUAAUAUAUCUACAAACAA
Messenger RNA from Salvia miltiorrhiza (redroot sage), 2509 nucleotides. RefSeq lists its product as uncharacterized. The record is from RefSeq and is a predicted model, not a curated record. The transcript is spliced from 6 exons. The coding region runs from base 262 to 2247 and encodes 661 amino acids. Lineage: Eukaryota; Viridiplantae; Streptophyta; Magnoliopsida; Lamiales; Lamiaceae.